Messenger RNA from Oncorhynchus gorbuscha (pink salmon), 1501 nucleotides. Its product is annotated as Golgi SNAP receptor complex member 1-like. The transcript has 9 exons. The record is from RefSeq and is a predicted model, not a curated record. Gene Ontology annotation, biological process: vesicle fusion; endoplasmic reticulum to Golgi vesicle-mediated transport. Bases 101 to 847 code for a protein of 248 amino acids. Gene Ontology annotation, cellular component: Golgi membrane; SNARE complex; Golgi medial cisterna. Gene Ontology annotation, molecular function: SNAP receptor activity. Lineage: Eukaryota; Metazoa; Chordata; Actinopteri; Salmoniformes; Salmonidae.
UAACCGCACCCGGAGACGCAUUUAUAGUGUGGUAGGAGUUUUCAAGUUCCAUGUCCUGUAGGUGGGCGGUGCGUCAGCUGAUGACGUUGGACAACAAAAAAUGGCAGGAGGAAGCAGCAACUACUGGGAAGAUUUGCGAAAGCAGGCCAGGCAGCUGGAGAAUGAGUUGGACCUGAAGCUGGUGUCUUUCAGUAAACUGUGUACAAGCUACAGCAGCUCCAGAGAUGGCCGUCGAGGAGACAGCAACUCAGAUACUGCUCCCCUCCUCAACAACUCAACGCAGGACAGAAUGUUUGAGACCAUGUCUGGGGAGAUUGAACAGCUUCUGGCCAAACUCACAGGUGUAAAUGACAAGAUGGCUGAGUACACCAGCACCCCGGGGGUGACGUCCCUUAACGCAGCCCUGAUGCACACGCUCCAGAGACACAGAGACAUCUUGCAAGACUACACUCACGAAUUCCACAAAACCAAAGCCAACUUCCUUGCCAUCCGGGAGAGAGAAGAUUUGCUGGGGUCCGUCCGCAAAGACAUUGAGACAUACAAGAGUGGCUCAGGAGUGAACAACAGAAGAACAGAACUGUUUCUGAAGGAGCAUGAACACCUGAGAAACUCUGACCGCCUGAUGGAUGACACAAUAAGUAUUGCCAUGGCGACCAAGGAGAACAUGACAUCCCAGAGAGGGCUAUUGAAGUCCAUACAAAGCAGAGUCAACACUCUGGCCAAUCGUUUCCCAGCCAUCAACAACCUCGUCCAGCGACUCAACCUGCGGAAGAGACGAGACUCCCUAAUCCUGGGCGGAGUCAUCGGCGUUUGCACCAUCCUCCUGUUGCUCUACGCCUUCCACUGAUGACGAACAGACCGGUCGAACAAUCGUUACUCUGCGUUUGUAACAUCGGAAUCAGAACUCUGGAGAAUGGGCUUUAGUGAUUGGAGGCUACUGGACAGACAGACACCCUCUUGGCCCAAUCGCUUAACAAGAUUGAUCGAAGGCAGCAUGGACUACCUGAUUUUGUAUUUAGCAGUGGGAGGGAAGGAGGAGAAGGAUAUGUGAGAUGGGAGUAGCACUUUUUUUUUUUUUUUUUUUUCUAUCAAAAGUUUGCUGUUCAACGCUGGUUAAGGGAACAGAGACCAAAUGUACUGAUAUGACUAGAUUUGAAAGAAUUAUAUAUAUAUAUAUAUAUAUAUAUUUAUUAUUUCAAAUAUAUUAGUACCUUGAGACAGGCGAAAGUCAUAUGACUUUCGCCUAUCGCAAGGUACUAAUAUAUUUGAAAGAAUUAUAUAUGAAAGAAAAUUAAAAAGAACACUUGCUUUAAGGAGUUUAAUGCUCUGAAGACAGUCCCUCUCUUUCGUUUCCACCAUCUGUCUGUUGAUUUCUGUGAUGGAAGGAUUUUUAGUUGAAUGGUUAUUUUUCGUGAUGGGAUAUUCAGGAGGUUCGUAUUCAUCAUGGGCUGUACAUUGCAUUAUUAAUAAAUUAUUCAUUUACAGUAUGUGAUACUAGGCA